Lycium ferocissimum is the source of this 3421-nucleotide messenger RNA. RefSeq lists its product as uncharacterized. The record is from RefSeq and is a predicted model, not a curated record. The transcript is spliced from 2 exons. NCBI's taxonomy places the organism in Eukaryota, Viridiplantae, Streptophyta, Magnoliopsida, Solanales, Solanaceae. Bases 477 to 1085 code for a protein of 202 amino acids.
AAGUUAUAUGUAAUUUUUGUGACAAUAGUAGCAAGGGUGGAAUAACCCGGCACAAACAACAUUUACUUGGUAUUGGAACAAAUUCUAAAGUUUGUAAAAGAUGUCCGGAAUCGGUUAAGGCGGAAAUAAGAGCUUAUAUGGAACAAAAGAAUGCGGUAAAAACUCAAAUGCAGUUCGAUACAUGUGUGGCUGAUCAUACGGAUGAUAGUGACGAUGAUAUGGAUGAAGUUGGUGAAAUGAGGCCUCCUCCCUCCAAAACUCAAAAAAGGAAAGGUCCUAUGAAUAUUUAUUAUCCACAGAAGCCAAAGGAAGGGGCAGGUGACAAUUCGAGUACAGAAAGAACCUAGAAGCUUUUAAGGGAUAGUGCUGUAGGUGCUUUUGCAAGAUGGGUCUACGAUGCAGGGCUCCCUUUUAAUUGUGUCAAUGCCAAAAGUUUUAAAAAAGUCAUUGACUAUAUAGGAGAAUAUGGCUCUAAUAUGAAGCCUCCAACCUAUCACAAAGUUAGAGUUACUUAUCUAAAAAAAGAGGUGGAGAAGGUGGACGACAUUGUUGAGGAACAUAAAGUGCAAUGGAGCAAGUUUGGAUGUUCUAUUAUGAUGGAUAAGUGGACCGCACGGAAUGGAAAAAUGGUCAUCAAUGUUUUGGUAAACUCUCCAAAAGGUAGUUUGUUUCUUGGAUCAUAUGAUGCUAGCCACUCUUCUACGGAUUCGACUAAAAUGUAUAACUUGUUUGAGAGGACUAUUGAGUCAAUUGGAAAGGAUAAUGUUAUACAAGUGGUUACCGAUAAUGCUAGUGAGAAUGAAAAAGCAAGUCACAUGAUGCAGGGCACAUUCCCACAUAUUUAUUGGACUCCAUGUGCUGCCCAUUGUAUCAAUUUGAUAUUUGGUGACAUUUUCAAGAUCAAUCCAUAUGCUUCAGUUUUUAGCAAGGCCACUAAAAUCUAUGCUUACAUCAGUCAAAGGCCAUUGCUAUUAAACUUGAUGAGGAAGUUUACAAAUGAAAGAAAUUUGGUGAGACCGGGCAAGAGUAGAUUUGCAACAGCUUUCUUGACUUUGCAUAUUUUUACAUGCAAAAGAAAAACUUAAGAAACUUAGUCACUUCAAAUGAAUGGAAACAGAGCAAACAUGCAAAGGAAAUUGCGGGGAAAGGGGUUGCGAGGAAUCUUAUUUCUCUAUCAUUUUGGAAUGAUGUUUGUAAGGCACUUAAAGUUGGUAGUUCUUUGAUUAUCGUACUUCGUUUGGUGGAUGGGGAGAAAAAACCACCAAUGGGCUAUCUUUAUGAAGCUAUGGAUCUUUGCAAAGAAUCUAUUGCAAAGGCAUUUGGGGGUGAUGAGAGGAAGUAUGACAAAGUUUUUAAGAUCAUUGAUAAAAGAUGGUCAGAUCAACUUCAUCGACCUUUGCAUGCGGCGGGACAUAUUCGAACCCGGAGUUAUAUUAUAAGAAUGCAGCUGCUGAAACUUUAGAUGGAGAAGUGUGGGACGACUACAUUUCAUGUCUUGAGAAGUUGGUCCCUGAUCCUAGAUUAAGAGAUAGAAUGUCGAUUGAGCUUGGUAAGUACAAACAAGCAGAUGGGACCUUUGGUAAGGAAUCUGCCAUUUGAGCUAGAGACUGUUUGUCACCAGGUAGAUUAGUUGUUUUAGUUGUCUUUAUAACUUAUUUGAUUUCUUUAUAGUUUAUACUUAAUGCCUUUUGAAAUAUUUUUUCUAUAGUCGAAAGGUGGUUGCAAUAUGGUAACCAUGUUCCAGUCUUGCAAAAGUUUGCUGUCAAAGUACUAAGCUUAACUUGUAGCGCAUCCGGAUGUGAAAGAAAUUGGAGCGACUAUGAACAUGUGAGGACAAGAUUUGUUCUAUUUUAUAUUACAUUAUCCUUAUUUUAUUAGUAUUCUUUAAUUACUCUCUACAACUUAUGCACAGAUUCACUCCAAGAAGAGGAAUAGACUUGAGCUAAAAUGUCUCAAUGAUCUAGUGUACAUUUAGGACAUAGAACAUUGAAGCGUCGUUAUAAAGCUCGCGACACCAUUGAUCCAAUUAGGUUGGAGAAUAUUGAGGAUGUAAAUGAAUGGGUAACUGGAGCACCCGAAGACCUUGCAGAGGAAAGUUAGAAGAUGGUGGUUUCACUUGGGCUAUUGUUGCUUCGGCAAGUGGAUGUGAGGAGAGUAUCUAUGGUCUUAGGGCGAGUUGUUCAAUGAACAAGGAUAAAAGGGUGGCUUCUUCAAGUCGAUCCCUAGUUGAUGAAGACUCUGAGGAAGAAGAAGAUGACAGCCACUAUAAUGCUAACACUCUUGUGGUUGAAGAAUUUGGAGAUCUUGAAGAAGAAUAGAUGUUUCUUCGUUAUAAUUUGGUUAAUGCUAACAGUGACCGGGACCUUAUGACUUAUUAACUAUCUAGUUGCCUAGUUGGAGACUUUUAGACUUUAUUAUCAACUAUCUUAUAUCUACUUUUAGUUUUUCAAUUGAAAUAUUUGCUAGUAUUUUGUUGAGUAUUUGAGUUUUUGGGUAUCUAUAUAUGCAUAUUUAAUAUUUUAAUUUUUUUUGGGUUAAUUCUCGCCUAGCCUCCAAAAGACGUUCGCCAAGCCACGCCAUGAGGCGUGAGGCGAGCCCUUGUCGCCACGCCUCGCUUUUCGCAAUCCUAAACACUGUACCAAAUUCAAGAUCAAGCUCAAAAGCCUUUGAAUUCAAGUACAAGUCAAAAUCAAAUUUAAGAUCAAGCUCAAAAGCCCUUGAAUUUAUAUUUAUAAAGAAGAAUCAGAGGAAUCAUAGAGAUUGUAACACUCAUAUUUGAAAUCAAAUAAUACGAUUGUUGCGAUAUUUUCCUGUCUUGAUUAUUAUUUUCUCGACGCGAAUUUUAUUGUCUACAAAUUCUGGCACGCCCAGUGGGACAAUCUCUACCUCCCAUCUCUUCCAUUAGAAGUUGAAGAACAUCAAAAUGACUCAAAUGAAGACCAACCCCAAAUCUGAUGCUAUUGCGACUGGUCAACCUAAAAGUGGAUUGGAAGUUGCCAUGGAGAUCAUUGGACAAAUCAAAAGGAGUAAAACCGGAAUGCGAGGACAACAAGUGCUUCAUGUACCGUCCAAGCGAACUCAUGUUUCUGGUUCAUCUUCUCCAAAAGGAAUGAUAUCCUCAUCAUGCAUGCUAGAAGAAGGGAAUACUAUUGCUGAGGUGCUUGAAAGAACUUUGGCUCAACUUAAUCUACUGCAAGAACGCCAUUGCAAGUCGAACAACCCCUUCCUGCAAGAAGAUGAUGACGCCCUAAACGAUGGAUAUGCUCCAACUUCCUAUCAAGUCACUCCCCAGUUCAAGCUCUAUUCGAGUAGUGAUCAAUAUCACUCUUCAUCCUCCAUGAUGGUCGUGCAGGCAAUGAUGAUUGACGCAUCCACUAUAGAAGAACAACUUGCAAGUUUGACUAAGGCAGUUGAAGGCUUG